CAGUUUCGGCCCAGCACAGUUCAUAUUUCACACACACACACACACACUGCUGCUCAAAUCUCAAGAACAUCUGUCUGCUAAAGAGAGACUGGAAAACCUGUGCAGAGUGAAAACUAGAGCUAGUGAGAAAGAAAGAGUGAGAAAGAGAGAUAGAGAGAGAGAGAAAGGAAAGAUGAGGCCUCCAUCACAGCUGGGCUGCGCUAUAUAGAACACGUGCGUCGGAGAAAUAGCAUUUCCUGAGGGAGGAGAGAGGAUGGAGAGAGCUGUGAGAGAGAACGAGAGCAACAAGAAGGAGGAAGGGAGAGAGGAAAGUGUGUGAAGCUGGCCCAGUCAGGCAAAGAUGGAUGUGUGUUCUGGGUGGAGGACUAGACGAAAGAGCUAAAGAGACUUUUUACCUUCGGUUAUCAACAGAAGCAGCUAUGCAGGACUCAACCUGGGAUUGUGUGGGUGCAAUAAGCCACAGGUAUGGCACUGGUCCAGUCCCUUCCAGUGACUACUGACCACCAACCUCCAGGUCUGGAGAGUCGUAGACAACGUUCCUCUCCUGUUUCAUCACCCUCCCUAGGGGCCAUGGGCUCUGUAAGCAGUAUGAUCCCCAGCCACACCGCGUACCACGGCCGGAACAACCUAGAGGUCACGGCUCAGCUCCGCCGAGGUACACCAGGCUCAGGACGACUCCUCUCUGAUUCCUCUCGUGAAGGAUUUUUUCUAAGUCAAACACCAUCAAGCAAGAGGAAGGCCAUUGCAGCUCGAGGGAAAGGAAUUGGCGGGCGAUCAUAUUCACAUGAAGAUUUGAUCACUGACUGGAAUGAUAACUGGUUGGAUUCAGGCCAGAAUGGAGGGGAGAUUGGUGUGGAUGGGCCUCCUAAACUGGUGCCUGUUUCUGGGCAGUUAGAGAGGAACGUACAGCAGGCCAUCAUCCGACCAACAGCUUUCAAGCCUGUGGUGCCAAAAAGCAGAAAUGCCAUGCAGUAUCUCUCACCACGGCUAGGGGGAGGUUUAUCGGGGAGCCAGGGCAACAUCAGUGUACUCUCUCCAGAACAGGACACCAUCAGCCCAGUAACCACAGAACGACGUAGCUCCUACAGUGGAGCUCGAAAUGGCUUGUUCAGCCAGUCCUUCACUAUGACGGACUCAGGACGGAACUCUUUAACCAACCUGAAUGCAUACAAUGGCCCUGUUUAUAGUUUAAACCAAGCAGAAGCUAGCAAGCCUGUGCUUAGCCAUGGACACUCCAAUUCAGACAGUGGACGUUCAUCUUCUAGCAAAAGCACAGGGUCUCUUGGAAGUCGCAGUCAACCGGGUAUAUCAGACAUGGGAUCAGGUGGACCCUCUCCUCCACCAAUAGAGGCUUAUGAGGCCAUUGUGAGAGACUUGGAGGACAAAUUGAGGGAGAGAGAGCUGGAGCUGCAGCACCUGAGAGAGAACCUAGAUGAGAAUGAGGUGGCUAUUUGUCAGGUGUAUGAAGAGAAGCAGAAACGCAGUGAGCUAGAGAUGGAAGAAUUGAGACAGAGCUGUGCAACUAAAAUGCAGAAGGCCUCACAGAAGGCCCAGCGGGCACAGCAGCUCCUUCAGUUCCAGUUCUUCCAGCUUCAGCAGGAGAAAAAGAAACUGCAUGAUGAAUUUACACAAGUCCUGCAGGAACGUGAUCGGCUUGAGGAACGGUGUGCCUCCUUUGAACGGGAACACACACAACUGGGACCCAGACUGGAGGAGACCAAAUGGGAGGUAUGUCAGAAGACAGGUGAGAUCUCUUUGCUAAAACAGCAGUUGAAGGACUUGCAGGCAGAGCUGUCUCAGCGAGUGGGAGAGGUGGUGACACUACGAGGGCAGUUGCGAGAGGUGCGGGCUGAACUUCAGAAUAGCCAGAGCCAACUGCAGGAGGCACACACACAUGCACACACUCGUGCCCUCGAGCUGGAGGUGUCCGAGAACGAGCUGCAACGGCGCAAGAGCGAGAACGAGCUGCUACGAGAGAAAAUGAGCCAUUUAGAGGAGGAGGCAAUGCAUCUCCGCCAGGCUUUGAAUGAAUAUGCUGAGGCUCCACCCCUCAUGCAGGAAUCAGGCUACAGAGGAGGUGCAAGGGGUGGUGGAAGUAUUGAGGAGCAAAGGAUUGGAAGUGAUAGCGAGGAGGCCAAAGGUCAGCGUGAGAGUUCCAGGCAGCAGGUGGAGAGGCUGAAAGGUGAGCUGGCUCGCCAGAAGCAGCUGGUUGAGGAUCAGGCUGCAACGUUUGAGAAUGAGCGCCACUGCUGGGAAGAGGAGAAGGACAAAGUGAUUCGUUAUCAGAAGCAGCUGCAGCAGAACUAUGUUCAGAUGUACCGGCGCAACCGUGAGCUUGAGGCAGCCCUACGUGAGCUUAGUCUGGAGUUGGAGAAACGAGAGCAAGACGACGAGAGCAGCGGCAAUGAGGUCACCUUUGACGAUGUUGCUGCAACCGAGAUAUAACACUCUACAGGCCAAAUUCAACUCAAGUUGCUCAUUCACAGUUGAAUAUUUAAUCGAUGCCCUGUUGACCCAGGCCAUCACUUUUAAUUUCAUAGCAGUAUCCAAAUACAGCUUUUUUUGCUCACUGAUUGAAACACAUACAUAGGAUUCACUUGCACUAAACCGUAAAGCAGCAAUCUAUCGAUAAACGCAAAAAGAAGAGUUGGAAGAAGAUCCGCAAUUGUGUUUGUCAUACCUGUAUUCUGACAAAUACCACCUUCUACACCAGGAUUGGCCUAAAGUAGUCCUUGCAUCCAAGGAGCUCACUGACUGGACAGUUGAAAUGCCAGAUUGUGGAAAAUGUCUAAAAAGUCUACACACCCCAGGUAAAAUGGCAGGUUUUUGUGAUGUAAAACAAUAAAACCAAGAUAAAUCAUGUCAGAAUUCUACCUUUAUUGUAAAUAUUUAAACUAUUAAUUGAAGUGAAAAAGAAUAAUAAUUUUUUUUUUUCUUUUAGGAAAGAAAAAAAAAAAAGUACAAUACCCAGCUUGCAUACAUGUGCACACCCUUUUUUAACUGGGAAAGUGGCAGUGUUGAGAAUGAACCAAUCACAUUUAAACUCAUGUUUUUAUUACUAAUUAGUAUACGCCUGCCAUCAAUUACAGUGACUGAUUACCCCCAAAUAAAGUACAGCUGUUGCUAUAGGAUUCUCCUCACAUCAUAUUGGUAACCUCUAACUAGAAAAACCAUGGGCUACAAAGAGCGUACAAAGCAGGUGCAGGAUCUCAUUGUUGAAAAAUAUCAAUCAAGACAGGGUUGCAAAAAGAUUUACAAGGCAUUGGUUGCCCCUUGCAUGUGACGACAGUUUCCCAAAUUCUUCAUAUGUCUGGGCUGUGGGGUAGGGUGGCAAGACAGGAGCCUUUUUCAACCAAAAAAAAAAUAAAAAAAUCAUCCAAUCUCCUGAAACCAUAUGGAAUAAUAUCUAAUGAUCUGAGGAGACCAAAGUUUUUGGCCAUAAUACCAAAGGAUAUGUUUGGCACAAAAAAACCACAUCACAUCACGAAAAGAACACCAUCCCCGUGGUGUAGCAUGUAUCAUACUUGGGGCUACUUUUCUUCAGCUGCAACUGUGGCUUUAAUCAGAUUUGAGGGAAUAAUCAAUACCUCCAAAUACCAGUCAAAUUUUUCACGAAACUUUAAAGGGGUUAUACGAUGAUUUUAAAAGUUAAUUCUUUUGUUUAUUGGGUGUAAUAGAAUAGAUUAACUUGCUUUUAUGUUCAAAAAGCACAUUAUUUUUUCACAUACUCUACAUUAUUGCAGUACCUCUAUUCCCAGUCUGUCUGAAACACUCUGAGUUCCAGUUUCUCCAAAGCCCAGAGCGCUCUGAUUGGUCUGCUGACCCAUUGUGUUGUGAUUGACCAAAAACCUCAAGCGUGUGUCGGAACUGUAACGCCCCUUACCAUAAUCGUGAGCUUCAGCUUCCAGGGCUUCUAAAGCAAUUAUAAACACAGUUAAUAAUGUCGUCGGUUUUAACGUGUCAGUUCGAACCCGAGUCAGAUUCUGAAAAUGCGGACGAUCGAGCAGAUCAAGCGUAGCCAUCUAUGCAAGCACUGCUUGAGCAGAAGGUUUCAUAGUUGUAAGUUUUUAUUUUGUAACUGUCCUACCUUUCAGAUACAAUGUUAUAACGGUUUCAUUUGUCUUCUUCACUGUAACAACUUUAUGUCCUGAAGUGACAACAUAUAAUACGUUUAAAUAAAAAAAAAAUAAAAAAAAUAUGGUGGCAUUAGGCUGAUAUUUCAAAUUAUGAGUUUAAAUUGUGCGGAAGUGAGAUCUGGACUUCGAUCGAGGUGUUUUAGGCAGGUCUGGAGCAGUGUUCUGUGUUAGAUGGAAUAAAUCCCUUUGUGGGAGACUUUGUUGUUGUAACUUUGCAGAUCUUAUACAUGCACAAACAGAUACGUUACACACUAAAGGAAACAGAAAACAUUUAAAAGUAUGAUAUGACAAAAACAUUUCAAAUGAAGAGGAAUUUCACCUUUCAGCAUGACAAAGACCCAAAGCAAACCUCCAGAUCAACAAAGGAAUGGCUUCACCAAAACAAGUUCAUGGUUUUGGAAGUCCAAACCUACAUCCAAUCAGAAAUCGGUGUGGUGACCUUAAGAGGGCUCUGCACAGGAGAUGCCCAGCCAAUCUGACAGACUUAGAAUGCUUUUGCAAGGAAGAAUGGCAAAAUAUUGCUAAAUCAAGACGUGCCAAACUGACUGACUCUUACCCAAAAAGAGUGAAUGCUGUGAUAAAAUCUAAAGGUGCUUCAACUAAGUAUUAGUUUAGGGUGUGCACACUUAUGCAACCAGGUUAUAGUACAUUUUUUAUUUUUCGUUUCACUCUUAUUGUUUUUCACUUUUAUUAAUAGGUUAAAAAUGUACAGUAAAGGUAGAAAAGGUUCUGACAUGAUUUAUCUUGGUUUCAUUUUUUACAUCGCAAAAACCUGCCAUUUUAACAGGGGUAUGUAGACUUUUUAGAUCCACUGUAUAGCCAAGAGAAAAGAUUUCUUAGAAUAUUGGUGCGUUAGAGGUAAUGCUUCUCCAUUGCUUCUCAACGUCUGUUUUUGCUUUCAUUUCUAUAGAGAUAGAAACAACUUCCUGACUGUCCAAUUAGUGGAAAAUUUGAAGUACAACUAAAUUCGGUAAGCCUUUAUCCUGGUCAGGGUCACGGUGGAGCCAGAGCCAAUCCCAGGAACACUGGGCAGGAAUGCAUCCUGGAUGUCAAACCAGUUCAUCACAUGGCACCAUGCACAAACACGUUCGGCAAAUUCCUCUACAAGUUCACCCUUUGCCUAUUCUAAAUUAUUAGCAAUAUAAGCAAUAUUUAUGGGCACAGAUUUCCCAAAGCCCUUUCCAUAUCCAUACCCAAUGUCCACGAGAAUUAAAUAAUGACUAAAAUCAUCUUGAACGUUUUUUAACGUUUUAAUUCAACCUAAUCCCGUGUCAGCGUGACCUGAGGAUUAUCUCUAUAAUCUAAUUAUAAAUAUUAUUUUUUAAAUAAUUUUUAUUUCAUGUUAAUUAGAAUAGAAAACUUUUUGACCCAAAUGGAACAUAAAGGUUAAAAUGCAACCUGUCUUUCCAGUGCUACACUAACAUUAUCAUACUGAACAUCAGUUCACAUAUACAGUACCGUGAAAAGAGGUCAUUAAAAGUUUGUAUUUUCUAUAGUUAGGUCAUGAAUACAUCACAUUUAAUGUGACUAUAUAGUGUAGGCUAAGCCAUCUCAACUGUCUUGAGAUGCUCUCUAUACAGUACAUCACACAAAGUGUAAAGUUCAAGUUUAUAUGCCUCAUACUUAUACUUCUUAUCUGCGUUCAUAUCGAAUGCAUCAUCUGUUUGUCACGUUUAAUGCAAUCACGCUCAUGUACAAUAUGUAGGCUGUGAAACUAAAAGUUACGCCGAUUAAAUACCUAAUGAUGGAGUGGUGUCUCAGGAGACAUCACUUCAGCAAUGUACAACUGCUUUGUCUGACCUUUGAAUGUUUUGUAGUUAAUUCAAUAGUCACUUAAGUGCACUUUGUGUGUGAAGAGUUUGUGUGGCAUGAGUGAUUAUUCCACCUCAUCAUACAUCAGUUGAGAAGUGCUCUACCCCAUGAUGAUGUAGCAAAAAGCAGCUAAUUUAAGUCCCAGAACAAAAGACACGUACCUAGACAUGUGUGUGCGUUCGCACAUGUAUACAGUACAGUUUAGAAAAAAACAGGUUAUUGAAGGUUUCUUGGAGAAUUGAGGAUUCUUUGAUUCUUAAAAGGGUUCUGUUGUGGACAUACUCUAUUGUACGGGGUUCUACGUAGAACCUUUAGAGUUUCGUCAGAGGGACAAGCCAAAAAACUAUUUAGCAGGGGUGGACAAAUCAGUAACCUGGGUGCCUGGGACAAGCAGAUUUUAUUUCCAGGCUAGUUAUAGUCACCUGGUGGUCAGAUACAGUAAGUUUAAUAGCCAGAAAAAAAAAAAAAAAAAGAA
Messenger RNA from Ictalurus punctatus (channel catfish), 6423 nucleotides. It is a transcript of the gene lzts2b, whose product is annotated as leucine zipper, putative tumor suppressor 2b. NCBI's taxonomy places the organism in Eukaryota, Metazoa, Chordata, Actinopteri, Siluriformes, Ictaluridae. Gene Ontology annotation, biological process: negative regulation of canonical Wnt signaling pathway; cell division. Bases 466 to 2445 code for a protein of 659 amino acids. The record is from RefSeq and is a predicted model, not a curated record. The transcript is spliced from 5 exons.